Messenger RNA from Ceraceosorus bombacis, 1951 nucleotides. NCBI's taxonomy places the organism in Eukaryota, Fungi, Basidiomycota, Exobasidiomycetes, Ceraceosorales, Ceraceosoraceae. The record is from the annotation of a GenBank genome assembly.
AUGCGGCCACCUCGAACUUCUUUAAAGCGUUUGGUUGUGGCGAUGGCGAGUGUCAUCUUGCUGUCGUCUUCUCACGCUCAAGCCGUGCAAGUGGACACCUUUACGAGCAGUCCAGCCAAUUUAGCCAGCCUAGUCAUGCAAUCCGUUUCAAGCACUUUGCACCAUUGGUGGGGUAGCGAUGACUCUGUCGAGGCAGGCAUUAUCAAAGGCUUUACACUAGCGUCUGCCCACCAUCAGUCUUACGACGGUCGGAGGGCCAUCUAUGCGCCACGGCAGCGUCCCAGCAUCGAGCGGCUUAGCCUACAGACCGGAGGCGAGAUGCGAAGCUUGAACGCCGAGGCCUUCACUUUGCGAUCCGUGCAGAAACCUGUCACGCGACUGCGCGAUCCGAAGAGAUAUCUCGAGGCAAGACGGACAGACUUCGUAGAAGCCCUGUCUACACUUCAAGCGGAUGAGGACUCGUUCGAGACAGUGUCCAUCUCUCAGCCCAACGUAUCUGACCGGCUUACCCUCAGGACCCUCGCGCAGAUGUCAAAUCUGGCGUACUAUGCGCCCAACGAUACGGGCUUGCCAGACGGGGGUUGGAACGCUGAUGGAGGCUGGAACUUGAGCAGCAGCUUUGGUUGGGUCGAGGACGGCAUUCGAGGUCAUGUGUUUGCCAGUGAGGAUAAUAAGACUGUUGUGCUGGCGCUGAAGGGCACCAGCGCUGCAGUCCUCCCGGGUGGCGGAGGAGAGACAGCAAGGAGAGACAAGAUGAAUGUGAGUGGUAAAUGCGAUUUGACGGUGCCACGUCCUCAUGGACGUGCUGACCACGGAUGCCGUUACACCAUCAGGACAACUUGCUCUUCUCGUGCUGCUGCGCCCAUGUCGGUUGGACAUGGCACACCGUUUGUGACUGCUUUGGGGACUCCGCUCCGCCCGACGACCCAGACGGCAAUUUGACUUCCAUCGGAUCAGAGCUGUAUCGAGCAGCCUCUGUGCCUACUUGUAGCAAGAAGUGUCUUUCGCGAGCCUUGGUGGAGAAAAGUCUGUACUACCCGGCCACAACAGAUCUUUACAACAAUGUCAGCUAUUUGUAUCCUGACAGCCAAAUUUGGGUGAGUGGACCGUUGAAGUUAUGUGUAGCCCCUUCGCGAUUUUGAAAUAUAGCUCACGAUGUAUGCGACCAUUCGACAACUCUUGACAGGUGACUGGCCACUCUUUGGGAGGAGCUCUUGGAGCCUUGAUCGGGUACACUUUUGGCGUGCCUGUCGUCUCAUUCGAAGCGCCAGCAGAGAGGAUGGCAGCUCAGCGACUUCAUUUGCCAUUUCCAAAGGGCCACACUCCGGCUGAUGCGGCGCACGUGACCAGUGUUUAUCAUACCGCUGAUCCUAUUCCCAGUGAGUAGGCUGCGUAAGCGUGUCCACCUUCCAGGCGUUUCGAAGCGAAGUCAGCAGGCGCUACGAGCUUGACGCUGACUUUUUUUGCGUCACGCGGCAGUGGGAGAAUGCAUCGGUUCAAUCAGCGCGUGCGCCACCGCCGGCUUUGCAAUGGAAUCCAAGUGCCACGGCGGUCAAGUUGUGCUGUACGACACGGAAAGGCUGCUGGACUGGAGCAGUAACGUGCUGACGCACCGCAUAGCCACGCUGGUGGAUGACGUGUUUGGGAUGGACUGGGGAGACAAAGUCAGGGAGUAUCAAGAGGGCAAGAAAGGAUCCAAAGUUGAUGAGGACGAGCUGAAGAGAUUACAACAGACGCCCCCUAUCACGAAUGAGCGCAAAUGCGUCGGUAAGUCUUGAAUAUCAAGAAGAGAUGCCAUUGUGCUCCACGCACCACGCUAAUUCCCACUGCUCCACGCACCACGCUAAUUCCCACGCGCUUGUCUGAAAAUGCUGCAGAGUGCCAAGCGUGGAAGUAUGUGGAAAAGGAUCUGCCGUCCAAAGCGGAAUAUGGUCUGUCUAUCACCAGCUAG